AUCUCUCUUUUAUGAUCUUAUCCAAUCUCUUCUCUCAUAGUUUCUAGCCUUGGGAAGGAUGAGAAAACCUUGCUGUGAUAAACAAGAUACCAACAAAGGAGCUUGGUCUAAACAAGAAGACCAGAAGCUCAUUGAUUACAUCAGAGUCCAUGGUGAAGGUUGCUGGAGAUCACUCCCUCAAGCUGCAGGCUUGCUUAGGUGUGGUAAAAGCUGUAGACUGAGAUGGAUAAAUUAUUUGAGGCCAGACCUUAAAAGAGGCAAUUUUGCUGAAGAUGAAGAAGACCUCAUCAUUAAGCUCCACGCGCUCCUCGGUAAUCGGUGGUCCUUAAUAGCCGGUAGAUUACCAGGGCGUACCGACAAUGAAGUGAAGAACUACUGGAAUUCCCAUUUAAGGAGAAAGCUAACAAGUAUGGGUAUUGAUCCAAACAACCAUCGUUUGAACCAAAAGAUCCCUCGUCCUCAAACUCAAAUUGUGUCUGGUGGUGGUGGAAGUGACACAUCUUCUGGUUCAAAAACACAUAUAUGUGAGCCAUGUAAGCCUAUGAAAUCUCAAGGGGAUAAUGAUCAAGUUUCCGAUGCCGGAAGCUGUCUAGAAGAUGAUACCUGUGCCUUGCCAGAUUUGAACCUUGAUCUAACAAUUAAAAUUCCUUCUCCUUCACUUGCAGUGGUUGAAGAAAGGCAGCAAUUUAUAGAUUCAAAUAUUGGUGGAGAACUUGAAAGUGCCCAAUCUCCUACACUUCUUCUCUUUAUGUGAUAGGAGAAUACUUCUUUUUCUUCUUCUGUUUAGAAA
Telopea speciosissima is the source of this 790-nucleotide messenger RNA. RefSeq names its product MYB-like transcription factor 4. The record is from RefSeq and is a predicted model, not a curated record. The transcript is spliced from 3 exons. Bases 59 to 754 code for a protein of 231 amino acids. Lineage: Eukaryota; Viridiplantae; Streptophyta; Magnoliopsida; Proteales; Proteaceae.